This is a messenger RNA of Emys orbicularis (European pond turtle), 984 nucleotides long. RefSeq names its product MARVEL domain-containing protein 3-like. The transcript is spliced from 3 exons. The coding region runs from base 1 to 984 and encodes 327 amino acids. The record is from RefSeq and is a predicted model, not a curated record. Gene Ontology annotation, cellular component: membrane. Lineage: Eukaryota; Metazoa; Chordata; Testudines; Emydidae.
AUGUCUCAUGCUGAGAGACCUCACCGUGAUAAGCAACACCGAUAUUAUGAGAGCCACGGAUCUGACAGACACCAUGAGGAGAGAAGGGCUAAAAAGCCAUACCCAUCCAAUGGAAGGUCAACACAAGGGAUUCCUGGCAACCAACACUCAAGACCUUCUAGUGCGAAUUCAGACCUGUACCAAAAAAACAAACUACCAACUCAUGGAUAUGUCAAUUCUCCACCAAAUUAUGAUCCCGAGAAAGAGACCUUUUCAGAGAAAUGUAAUAACCUAUGCUCAAGGAGAGGUAUUUUGAAGUUUGUUGAAAUUACCGUCAACAUUCUAGUGCUGAUCUGUGUUGGAGCCUCCCAUGCAGCUAUUGCUGGCUACAGUUCUAUGGGAGGUUUGGGAACGGGCUCUUUCAACAUUGGUUCGUUUUACAGCCCAUUUGAAGGAACCGAGUUCCAGGAGGUGCGAGACCUGGACAUGCAGUACAGCCAGAUGAGAGCUCCUUGUGUGUAUGGGGGAGUAGCCUUCAGCCUGACAUUAGCAGCACUUACACUCCUGUUCCUCAUCGUUGGGGCAAAACCCAUUGAUCGACUCUCUGUGAAGAUGCUCGUGGCAGAAUGUGCCUUUGAUGCGCUGGCUUGUAUGGGGUAUAUUGCAGCUGUUGGCCUUUACUUACACUUUAUCAUCCAGGUGAACUCCACCGACACAUGCAAGAAGAGGGAAAGACUGUAUGCGCGCCGUGGGUACACCUGGAUGAACUGCGAGGUUCAGGGGGGUGAUGCAGCUGUCAGCCUGUUUGGCAUCGUUGCUGCUUGUUUGUACUUCCCAAGUUCUGUGAUCUGUGCACUCACCAUUCGAAACGUACGGGCCUUUCGGAGCCAGAUGACCAGGACUCAAUACAGCCUUGAGAAUAGCUACAGAGAGAGAGAAUACCAAAAGGACUACAGAAGCCCCGAAAGCACUCACAAUGCACAGGCUGUAGCAACACUGGUGUAG